UUGUACCAAGAUUCGACUCCUCUCCUCAUCCGGGACCGCAUAAAUCUGAGCAGCUUUCUCUGAUAUUCCUGCGCCUGGGAACUAGAAGGCUUGAAAGGCAUAGCAUCAAUUCCUGACCCGGCCGUCAUCUCUCUAUACCAUGGCGUUCUCCGGAGCGCUCCAGCUGACGGACCUGGACGACUUCCUGGCCCCGUCUCAAGCCUGCAUCUUGCCCGUCAAGCAGAAGAACAAGGUUACAGAUCAAGCUCAGGGAGUGAAUCCGGAAACGGACAUCCAUAUUGACGCUCAGAACAACUAUUAUGAAGUAGCUAUCAGCUCAAAGCCAUCCACCGCUGCGCCAGCACCUACUUUGAAGCGUACGGAUAAGGCUGUAGACGGAACGGAUUCGGUAGGAGUUGUACAGGUGCAACCGCAGGGCGCCCAGGGCAAGCAGUUAGAGAAGGCCGAGAUCAGUUUGAACGACUGUCUAGCAUGCAGCGGCUGCGUCACUUCGACGGAAUCGAUGCUCAUCACCUUGCAAUCGCACCUGGAGGUUCAGACCUAUAUCAACGCCGAAGACGAUGAUCGCACGGGGAUCCUUACCGUCUCCCCUCAGACCCUCGCUUCCCUCGUCGCGUCGUACACCGAAACACCUUCGUCAUCCUCGUCGUCUUCAUCAAGCUCUUGUCAAGGCUUGACCACGACCCGACUAUUAAGGCGAAUCCGGUCCUUCUUCUCUUCCCCCGACAACGGCGGAUGGGCCGGAGUAUGGGAUACGACUUUUGCACGACACCUCUCUUUAAUGGAACACGUCGCAGAAUAUAAAGAACGCCGCCUGGUCGGCAAGGGCAAACAAGCUCUUACCCCAUCAUCCGCGGACGACCUGGGGACCCCUUUGAAGGGAGGCGGGUUGCCCAUGCUAGCUUCCGCUUGUCCUGGAUGGGUAUGUUAUGCCGAGAAGGCACAUGGGGACUUGCUGGAUUUUGUCAGUCAUACGAGGAGUUCGCAGGGUGUUAUGGGGAGCUUGGUGAAGCAGUGGUGGGCAGCGGAGAGGAAAAAGACCCCGAAAGAUGUAUACCACGUAACCGUCAUGCCUUGCUACGACAAGAAGCUCGAAGCAUCACGUUCAGAUUUUUACUCGGAACUAUACGAAACUAGGGAUGUCGACUGCGUCUUGACAACGGGCGAAUUGGAUCUCUUGUUGCGGGAACGAGGUUUCAACCCGUUCCAGGCGGUCUCAGGCGAGGACGCGCACGAGGUGUCCCCGAGAGACAGCCCUUUUCCUGAGCUGAUAUCACACCCUGGAACGUCAUCGGGCUCGUAUCUGCACACCCUCAUCGACGCCUUGGCGAGGGAACAUCAAAACGAUACCCGGCUAGUCACUAGACCUGUCCGUGGGUCGGAAGAUCACGUGGAGUAUAUCUUGGAAGACGCCGCGACGGGAGAGAUCAUCUUCAAAGGAGCUAAAUGCUAUGGAUUCAGGAACUUGCAAAACCUCGUGCGCAAGGUAGGGAAGGAAACCGGUGUCAAGGCUGUCGGACGGGGGAUUGGAGCCAGCAAGCUUUCCGCUGCGGUAGCUGCGAGAAGACGUGCCGGAAAAGCAAAGCUUGCGGCCGGGCAGGAUUCGGCAGUCUCUUCCUCUGCUAGUUCUAUCGCCGAGCAGGCCGAGGAUAGGACGCUAGACUAUGUCGAGGUCAUGGCUUGCCCUGGUGGGUGUGUGAAUGGUGGAGGCCAGAUGAAGCCCAAAUCCGAGAAUGCUGCCACGGCUGCAAAGCAAGCUGCGGGACGGGACGAAGAGGGGUAUAAUAGAGACUGGGAGAUGGAGGGCGUCGAGGCGCCCAAGAAGCAGAUAGAUGAAGGAAUGAGAUGGUCCACAAAGAGUUGGGUGGCAAAGGUCGAGAAGGUGUAUUGGUCGGGACUACCUACACCGCCACAAUCGCCCAAGGCGGACGGUCAAGAUCGAGUUGUUGCCGAAGAGGAGCAGGAAAAUCGCAAGAUUAGCGCGGUAGAUCCGCAAAUCGAAAUUGCCACCAAGAUCGGUCAGCAGAUCAUCGGUACAAUCGUCGAGUCAUCCAAAAAAUCACUGUCAACAACGAAUUCAGCCGAGAUCGCAUACGAGGCUCGGAUAAACUUUUUGAGAACUCGAUAUAGGAAGGUCGAAGGGGAUGUAAGCGGUUUGACCGCCAAGUGGUAGAGGACUUUUUCGCAUUGCAUAAUAUCAAUCAAUAGAUGUCGCAUCGACUUGGGAUAUGAGGCUUCCCUAGUCGCCGGGCGGUCGCAUAAGAGAUACGCCCUCUGUCGUUAAGUAAGCCACCGAGAGAAUCUACUUCGAUCUAGUCUACCGCCUAGGGAAC
This is a messenger RNA of Filobasidium floriforme, 2333 nucleotides long. RefSeq names its product iron hydrogenase. Gene Ontology annotation, cellular component: cytosolic [4Fe-4S] assembly targeting complex. The record is from RefSeq and is a predicted model, not a curated record. The transcript is spliced from 4 exons. Gene Ontology annotation, molecular function: 4 iron, 4 sulfur cluster binding. Gene Ontology annotation, biological process: iron-sulfur cluster assembly. Bases 140 to 2173 code for a protein of 677 amino acids. Lineage: Eukaryota; Fungi; Basidiomycota; Tremellomycetes; Filobasidiales; Filobasidiaceae.